Racocetra persica is the source of this 131-nucleotide messenger RNA. NCBI's taxonomy places the organism in Eukaryota, Fungi, Glomeromycota, Glomeromycetes, Diversisporales, Gigasporaceae. The record is from the annotation of a GenBank genome assembly.
UUCAAGUCAUUAGAAACGAUAAGAACCAAUUGAAAUUGCUUAAAUCUAUAACCACUGCAGCAAGUCCUAACCAAGAAGACUUUUGCAUUCGACCUAUAGAUUUAAAUGAUGAUUAUUCUCAUAUAGGAUGA